AUGGCGAAUGCUGGGCGGCUGACCGAAGUUGCUGCGCGGACCGAUCGGCAAGGGGGUCUGAGCGCGCGCGUGGCGGCGUGGGUCGCGGGGGCGUCGAGGGGAGAUGGGCCCGGCAGGGUGCAGGCGUCGGCAUCGGCAUCGGCGUCCAUGGGGCUUGUGUUCGUGUCCGCGGAGGUGGCGCCGUGGAGCAAGACCGGGGGGCUGGGCGACGUGGUCAGCGGGCUGCCCGUGGAGCUGGCCAAGCUGGGGCACAGGGUGAUGACGAUCUCGCCGAGGUACGAUCAGUACUCAGACUGCUGGGACACGUCGGUGGAGGUGGACGUGCUGGGAGAGAAGGUUCGGUUCUUUCACGCCAGGAAGGACGGCGUCGAUCGGGUGUUCGUGGACCACCCGGUGUUCCUGGCCAAGGUGUGGGGCAAGACCGGGUCCAAACUGUACGGCAAGAAGACGGGCGCCGACUUCAGGGACAACCAGACGCGCUUCAAGCUGUUCUGCACGGCGGCCAUAGAGGCCGCCAGGGCGCUGCCCUUCGGGCCAGGGGAGGACUGCACCUUCAUCGCGAACGACUGGCAUUCUGGCCUGCUGGCGGUGCUCAUCAAGGAUGUGUACAAGCCCCGAGGAGAGUUUACUGAGUCCAAGGUGUUGUUCUGCGUACACAAUAUUGCCUUCCAGGGUCGCUUUUGGGCUGAAGAUUUCAAGGACCUCGGACUGCCUCCAUCUUCAUAUGAAAAAUUCGAGUUUGAGGAUGGGUACCCCUUCAUAUACGAUGAGGACCUUGCAGUGGACGAUGUUGAAAUGAUGGUGGAGGAUCCUGUGAAAAAAUACAAAAAGAUCAACUGGAUGAAGGCUGCGUUCCUCUCUGCAGACAAAAUCCUGACUGUCAGCCCCAACUACGCUAAGGAAAUCACAUCUGGGGAGGAUCUUGGUGUUGAAUUGGACGAGACGAUUCUCAAGGCUGGAGGUGUGGAAGGCAUCGUCAAUGGCAUGGAAGUCAGCGAAUGGAGUCCAAUGAAAGACAAGUACCUUGAUGUGAAGUUCGACAAGGACACCGUGAAGGAGGGCAAGGCUGUGGCCAAAGAGCUGCUCCAAGCCGAACUUGGUCUUCCGAUUGAUGCAGAAGUCCCCUUGCUUGGCUUUGUGGGGCGUCUUGAGGAGCAGAAAGGUGUCGACAUCAUGUUGAAGGCGACACAGAAGAUCCUGAAGGAAGAGGAUGUGCAAAUCGCUGUGCUUGGAACUGGAAAGAAGAAGUUUGAGACGCAAGUGAAGGCACUGGAGACAAAGUUCCCAGACAUGGCGAAGGGCAUCGUGAAGUUCUCUCCCAGGCUCGCCCAUUUGAUCACUGCUGGCUCUGACUACAUGCUGGUACCCUCACGCUUUGAGCCCUGUGGCCUGACUCAAUUGCAUGCCAUGCAGUAUGGGACCGUACCCAUAGUGGCAUCCACAGGAGGCCUUGUGGAUACGGUGAAGGAAAGAGUGACUGGCUUUCACAUGGGUGCCUUGGACUUGGACGACUUGGUGGAGGAUGAUGUGGAAGCCAUGGCCGAGACUGUCGCCAGGGCCGUGAAGAUCUUCCCGACGCCUGCCUUCUCCAAGAUGGUCCAGAAUUGCAUCGACCAAGACCUCUCCUGGAAGAAGCCAGCAAAGAAGUGGGAAGCGGUGAUUGAGGAAGUGAGGCAAGGGACAAAGCCCGAGACUUCGAGCAAAAAGGAAUCGGUGCAGACCCCAGCCGUGGAGCUCGCCGCUGCGGGGAAGGUGGAAGCGUGA
Molecule: messenger RNA, 1764 nt
Organism: Ostreobium quekettii
Lineage: Eukaryota; Viridiplantae; Chlorophyta; Ulvophyceae; Bryopsidales; Ostreobiaceae
Source: the annotation of a GenBank genome assembly